AGAGCUUUUGUUUCUCUCUCUAGCCCUAUUUUGAUUUCUAUAACAGAAGAGCUUUUGCGGGAUUCUCCCAACGACGACAGCUUUCUUACACCGUCACGGUCUCUUGUCUCCAAGUUGUCUUCGAAUUCUGCGAUUUAUUCCUCUUGUACCCAAAACGAGGAAUUUUUGAGUGAAAUCUGCGGGGAAAUAGUGGGAAAUUUAACAUUGUUGUUGAUAAAGUACUCGAAGCUUGUCUCACGAUUUUCUUAUCCAUCCUUUUUUAUGUAUAUAUUUCGUUCGUAAUAUCAUCGCCUGCAACCGAUUUCGAUCCGAAAGCGUCUGUCUUUCUCACGGUCCUAGUGUUCUUACUCGAGGCUGAGUUGUCUUCUUGAAGGCCUAGAAUUUCUAUGGGAGAGGCACCAGCUUUCCUUGUCGAUCAUCUCCUCAACGGGCAUUCCAAUGGCUUCGGUGUAAAAUCCGAAUCCGAUCACACUGAAAUGUCAGUUGAUCUCUGCGAUCGAUCCUAUGUGAUCACUCACAAUGGAAACGCAUUGUCCCUUGGGGUUCAGAUUCAUGACAAAAGCUCAAACACCUGGGUUAGUCCCACUGUGGUGGGAACAAGCCCGAAGCCCUGCAAGGGCUUCUCUGCCAUUCUUCUAGAAGAAGGUAGGAUCCUGGUUAUCAAGAAAGGUUCAGGUACUGACGACUCGAUCUGGUUCCUUGAGGUGGAUACUCCUUAUGUUCGGGAACAAAAAAAGCUAUUGGGAGCAGAGGUUGUAACAUGGAGUAAGGGUGUGACGGGCGUUGCUGAGAAGCCGAUUGUCAUAAGUGGUCCUUCUGGAGUUGGAAAGGGAACUCUCAUAUCGAUGCUGAUGAAGGAAUUCCCUUCCAUGUUUGGAUUCUCGGUGAGCCACACAACUCGAGCUCCAAGGAAUAUGGAGAAAAAUGGUGUUCAUUACCACUUCACUGAGAGAAGUGUUAUGGAGAAAGAAAUCAAAGAUGGCAAGUUUCUGGAGUUUGCUUCUGUUCAUGGAAAUUUAUACGGAACCAGCAUUGAAGCUGUUGAGGCAGUGGCAGACUCGGGGAAGAGAUGCAUUCUUGACAUUGAUGUUCAAGGGGCAAGGUCUGUGAGGGCGAGCUCUCUUGAUGCUAUAUUCAUUUUCGUCUGUCCUCCUUCAAUGAAGGAACUUGAAGAUAGACUCCGUGCUCGAGGUACGGAGACAGAAGAGCAGAUCCAAAAGAGGCUUAGGAAUGCNNNNGCGGAGAUAAAAGAGGGGAAAUCUUCCGGCAUCUUCCAUCAUUUCCUGUGCAACGACAACCUCGAGGAAUGCUACGAGAGCCUUAAGAAACUCCUGGGAAUAGAUGGAAACGCUCCGGUCAACAAUUUAGAAGCGGUGGAAGGGGUCAAUCUUCCUGCAGAGCACACUGUGUCAAAGAAGGAAGACAAGAUCUUGAUUCAAGAAACUGGAAGAGAGACGGAGAACACGGUCGUGUUGGAUAUAUCUUCUCUCAACGGAGGAGCGCCAGGCAGAACAAGAGGGAUCGCUGUAGAGGCUGUCGAAUUCAGCUGACAUAAUGGUUUUCUCUAUGCUAACUAUGGAAUUUUUUUUUUUGGAUCUUCGGAUUUAGAAGCCGAAACGGGUAAAGAGAGCAUUAGGGAGAAGGUUAAGAGUAGAUGAUGGGAUGAUAAUAUGAGUUGGCAUGUUCCAUUGAUUCUUCUUUUUUCUGUGAUUGGGAAGAUUUGGGGUUAGUGGUGAUGAUGAUGACGAUGAUAACUGCAAUGACAUGAUUUCUUUGGAGGAGAUGUGAAAUAAAGUUCGGAUCUUUUCAUAAUA
Molecule: messenger RNA, 1814 nt
Organism: Tarenaya hassleriana
Lineage: Eukaryota; Viridiplantae; Streptophyta; Magnoliopsida; Brassicales; Cleomaceae
Product: guanylate kinase 2-like
Exons: 12
Coding region: 387-1550 (387 amino acids)
Biological process (GO): purine nucleotide metabolic process
Cellular component (GO): cytosol
Molecular function (GO): GMP kinase activity
Source: RefSeq, a predicted model, not a curated record